Molecule: messenger RNA, 716 nt
Organism: Phalaenopsis equestris
Lineage: Eukaryota; Viridiplantae; Streptophyta; Magnoliopsida; Asparagales; Orchidaceae
Biological process (GO): regulation of exit from mitosis
Cellular component (GO): nucleus
Source: RefSeq, a predicted model, not a curated record
GGUUUUGCAGCACCUUGAACAUGAAUUUAAUGGCCUAAAGGAAGAUUAUAAACAAUUGGAGUUGUUACACAGUACUGGUGUAGAAAGGAAGGAGAAGAACAUUUACUUUCAUAGAAAGGCUAAUAUGAGAAAAAAUGAAGUGAAAUCAAGCAUAAAAAAGCUGGAAAAGUUGAUGAGCAGCAUAUCUACUUUAUUUUCUGCUCUUCAGGAAGCCAUUGAUGGAAUUCCUGAUUUUCAUGGGGUUACUUUCCUUCUUGGAGGAAGCCCUGCACGUCCCCAACAUGUUUACGAGAUUUUCUUUUCUCAUUUCGGAGUUAAUUCUGACAAUGUGAAUCACAUCACCAAAAGCAAAGUAGCAGAAGCUCUUUCAAGAAAGGUUGUUCGAGCAUUGAUGUCUAAUGAUGCGGGAAGUUCUAUCUCAGGUCCAACUAAGCUGUUUUUGAUGAUUAAAUGUCCCUGUACCUUCAAUUUACCAUUGCAUUUCUUGCCCAAACGUGAUUUCAGAUGCAAUAAAAAGGUACUGCCAUUCAAGUUGCAUAUUAAGUCUAAGAUGGGUGACCAAAUCAUGAAAGAUUUGCAUUACAAUUCCGGCAAUACUAAUUCUAGUUCGCUAGCAGAUAUGGUUGCAAAUGAUAUGAUCUGGUAUCAGUGCAGGCAUGCUGUCAAAGGGCUUGCUUUUAAGUCUCAUGAGACUGACUGUUGAGGGCUCCACAUUA